CAUUAAAAUAUGGUGAAAUCAAUCAUUCUGUCACAUCAUACGGAUUAAGAUUCUUACAAUUAGCCAAUUUUAUUGGUAUUCCUGCCGUUACUGUACCAGCAGGUUAUAAUGAUAAAAACCUGCCUAUUGGAUUACAAUUUAUGGCAAAAUGGUAUGAUGAAGCAACAUUAUUAAGAGUUGCAAAAGUUUCAGAGGAAAUAUUUGGAAUUAAAAGACGGAGACCUGCAGAAAAAUAUUGGUUUG
Racocetra persica is the source of this 243-nucleotide messenger RNA. Lineage: Eukaryota; Fungi; Glomeromycota; Glomeromycetes; Diversisporales; Gigasporaceae. The record is from the annotation of a GenBank genome assembly.